Colletotrichum lupini is the source of this 1203-nucleotide messenger RNA. RefSeq lists its product as uncharacterized. The coding region runs from base 1 to 1203 and encodes 400 amino acids. Lineage: Eukaryota; Fungi; Ascomycota; Sordariomycetes; Glomerellales; Glomerellaceae. The transcript has a single exon. The record is from RefSeq and is a predicted model, not a curated record.
AUGGCUGUUUCUAUCAACUUCAUGCCCGUAUUUGCGGAGGGAGAAGAAGAAAGGCUCAGAAACAUUGCCGUAGAGGCAUUGGCGGCGAUGUAUAAAUCGAAAAAGGACGAGGAGCGCGUGGCUCGCGGCGUCGGUCUUAUCAGCUCGACCUCGCCAACUCAGGAUCCGUCUCCUGAACCGCUAGCUUCUGCAACGCCGGCAAUCACUAUAGGUAGUCAGGCUCCCUCUCGGGAAAAGUCUCCGAGUCCCGUACCCGAGCGCGUUCGUGGCUUCACUGCUAUCAAUAGACCCGCCAUCCAACAAAGUCAAGAGGCGGGUAGCAGCAACGGUUCACGCCCAGCACCUCGGCGCCCGUUGCCAACGAGCAGGCCCAAAAAGCAACAGAAUCAAGAGGUCAACGAAGAAAAUAAAAAAGUGCCCUCGCCGCCAGCGGUCGAACCAGCGGCUGAAGGAAAAGCCGCCCUAGUCGCGAGAAAGAAGAUGCCGACGAAACCUGCAGCAGCCGCAAACAAUACGCGGACCAACGCUGCCACACCGGCAGACAAGAAGCCGCAGUCAAAGGCCACUAGUGGCGAAAGGGAGAUAUGCAAAUGCUCCAAGUGCGUGGAAAGCAACCCCGAGGGGAUCGAGCAGUGCGCCAAGACGAAGAAGGAGCAUAGUCGCUCUGACAAGGAAAGAAAUAAAGGCAUGAAGCCCGCCGUUCCUUGCGAUCGUUGUCUCCAAAAUAACAAGGGAGAUGAAUGCUUCUAUAGCGGAGGCAAAGUCUGCUCAAGGUGUAUGAAGUUGAAGGAGCGAUGCUCCUUGAAUCCAGUCCCCGGGAAGGGAAGGAAGAGAGAUCAGGAUAAAGUGAAGCGGGAGCAGAAGAAGACUGCGGGCCCUGCCCGGGAUAAGGACACGGACGAGGCGGAGGAGGUAUUGGAGGUUGUGGAACCCCCGAACAAGAAGGCGCGCACGAGGGCCAGCAAGAAGACCUCUCCAGCUGCGCGACAGUCGCUUAGUAGCCCUCCUGCUCAAGAUAAGGCUGGCGAGCCGCCUGCUUCCAGUGGUCGCGAGCGUAGCUCCAGCGAUGAUGGUUCUCGGACCAUUGAUGAGAGUCCGUCUUCAAGUGGCGCCACAGCUGGCGAGAGAGGGGAGUCGUCUUCGAGUGAACCAUGCGGUUCUCCCCCCGGAAAAGGAAGAGUUCAGGACUCACAGGAUUCCUAG